Molecule: messenger RNA, 1272 nt
Organism: Pieris macdunnoughi
Lineage: Eukaryota; Metazoa; Arthropoda; Insecta; Lepidoptera; Pieridae
Source: the annotation of a GenBank genome assembly
AUGUCAACGGGCAGCUGUUCAGGCCCGGGAAUCUGUGGGGGAGCGAGAAGAAGGCCGCCCCCACCUCCUGAGCCGGCGCUGUCCCUGGCAGCAGACCUGAGCGAGCUAAGUCUAGAUCAGGGAUAUCAUACCCUAGCUGACUGCGGCCCACCCAGACGGCGGCGGGAUAAUAGCUUGAGUGAUGCGCUCUGGAUGAAGAUAUUAUCGUAUUUAGAGGUAUCAGACUUAUGCCGAAUGUCCCGGGUGUGUCGGAGAUGGUCUCGUUUCGUGAACAGACUGUUGGCUCGACCUGAACCCUGGCGGAGAAUCCGUGCAGCUGGUCCGUUAGAGAUCGCUGCCAGAUGUGCUGGAGCCAGAGCCGGCUUAUGUGCUGGAUCUGUUAGAGAAUGGAGGAUGAAGAAUACUGCGGUAUCAGUAGCGGGCGCUCAAUUAGUGGCUGCUACGUUUAGAAAUCUGACACAUCUGGCACUCACCGGUUCAACGAGUAUGGACGCGAGAUCAUUAGCUCCGCUAAUAACGGAUCUGAUGGAUUUGCGGCAUUUGGAUCUUACUGGAUGCCUAAACGUCGACUGGCCGGAAUGGGCGUGGCUAGAAAGUCGGCUAGCAGCGCGACGUCCUCCAGUGGAAUACAUAGACCUCACUGACUGCAGCUCAGUGUCAGAUGCUGGCCUCUGCGCUUUACUUCACACCUGUCCGUCUCUUCAGUACUUAUAUCUAAGGAGGUGUACUCUAGUCACAGACGCAGGCGUGCGGUGGGUGCCUUCAUAUUGCGCUUUGAAAGAAUUGAGCAUGUCUGACUGUACGGGUGUGACAGAUUUCGGCUUGUACGAGUUGGCUAAGCUUGGCCAAGCACUGCGCUACCUCUCUGUUGCCAAAUGUUCCCAGGUUUCAGAUUCGGGUAUACGUACAUUGGCAAGGCGGUGUUAUAAGCUGCGGUAUUUAAAUGCCAGAGGAUGUGGUGCCCUUGGAGAUGACGGAGUAGAAGCCAUCGCAAGGGGCUGUUCCAGGCUUAGAGCACUCGAUCUGGGGGCUACUGAUGUAUCUGAAAAUGGACUACAGAUCCUGGCCCGAUGCUGUCCAAACCUCAAGAAACUCGCCCUUCGAGGCUGCGAGCUGGUAGGAGAUGAUGGCUUAGAAGCGGUGGCCUACUACUGCCGUGGUCUUACACAACUCAACAUUCAGGACACUCCCGUGACUUUACGCGGAUAUAGGGCAGUGAAAAAGUACUGCAAGCGAUGUGUUAUUGAACAUACGAAUCCUGGAUUUUGUUAA